Trichoderma citrinoviride is the source of this 318-nucleotide messenger RNA. RefSeq lists its product as hypothetical. The record is from RefSeq and is a predicted model, not a curated record. Bases 1 to 318 code for a protein of 105 amino acids. Gene Ontology annotation, cellular component: mitochondrion. Lineage: Eukaryota; Fungi; Ascomycota; Sordariomycetes; Hypocreales; Hypocreaceae. The transcript has 3 exons.
AUGAUUCCCGGCAUCCGCCUGCUGCCCCUCGGCCUCGGCCGUGGCUACGCCACCACCCAACGGCCAGCAUCCCGGCUCAAGCCAACCAUAAGCCUAGAUCACUUCCUCCAACGAUCCAGAGCCCUGUCCUUGUACCGCACCAUCUGGCGAGGCACGAGACGCAUCUCUGACCCUCGAACAAGAGCCGAAUCCCGCAAAUACGCCCGUGAUGAAUUCGAGCGUCAUCGCCACGUUCAAGAUAUCUCUCACAUAAGAUACCUCCUCUCAACAGGCAAAACCGAAUGGGAAAGCAUGGAGAGGUAUAUCGGGGGUAUGUAA